GAACUAACGCGGCGUUCCACCGCUCCUCUCUCUCCUGCAGAGUCAACCACUUGCUCUUCGGGCUCCGACCACUCGGCUUUCACUUGGUGAACGUGGCGCUGCACUCGUGCGUGUGUCUGCUGCUGACGCGGGUCCUGCUGCGUCUGCUGCACCUGCCGCAGGGCACCGUCCUGUCUGCUGGUCUGCUCUUCGCCACCCACCCCGUCCACACCGAGGCGGUGACAGGUCUGGUGGGGCGAGCAGACGUCCUGGCUGCCAUCUGCUUCCUGGCCGCCAUCCUCUCCUACCACAGGGCGAUAGAGGGCGACGGUGAAGAGCCAUCCAACGCAGAAGAGAGCGAUGGAGGAGUAGCAGCAGUUGGAGGUGGAGGAUCAGCUGGAGGUGGAGGAACAGCUGGAGUAGCAGGAGGAACAGUUGGAGGAGGAGGAAUAGGAGUAUGGGAAGGAAGAAGAGGAUUAGCCCUCUAUGUAGACGGAGCAGGCGGCAACGUGAUACCAUCUAGCUGGGAGAGCAACAGAAAAGGUGCAGCUAGUCGCGUGAUGGAGGUUGCACAGGGGGAAGGAGGAACAGGAACAGGAGGAGGUGUUGGAGGAGGAGGAGGCAGUGAAGCAGGAGUAGGAGGGUGGGCGUGGCUGCGGCGUGCAGGAGCGCUGGCGGGCGCGGGCACCCUGUGUAAAGAGCACGCCCUCACCGCCCUGCUGGUCUGCGCCUCGUGGGACGUAAUCCGCCACAGAAAACAUAUCCGCAGAUUACUCCUGGGGAGGGCUGGCGGCAUCAGCGGCAGCAGCAGCAGCAGCAGCAGCAGCAGCAGCAGCAGCAGCAGCAGCAGCAGCAGCAGCAGCAGCAGCAGCAGCAGGGCGCUGACAACGCUCUUCAGAAGGCUCUUCUGGUUAAGCCUUAUAGGGGCGGCCAUCUUGGUGUUCCGCCUAUGGAUGCUGCGAGGGACGUCACCUGUCUUCAGCGACCAAGACAACCCAGCCUCUUCCUCCCCUUGCCGUCUAACAAGGGUGCUGACCUUCUGGUAUCUGCCGGUGUUCAACGCCUGGCUGCUGUUGUGCCCCUGGACGUUGGCACACGACUGGCAGAUGGGCUCCAUACCGCUCAUCACCUCUGUCAUAGAUACCAGGAACAUCGCUUCUCUUUUGUUCUACGGCGCCCUUGUACUUAUACUCAGAGCUGGAUGCUUGAUGAAG
Procambarus clarkii (red swamp crayfish) is the source of this 1193-nucleotide messenger RNA. The record is from RefSeq and is a predicted model, not a curated record. Lineage: Eukaryota; Metazoa; Arthropoda; Malacostraca; Decapoda; Cambaridae.